AUGGUCGUUGAUCAACAGACAGUUAAGCACCUCGUCGAUAAUGGACACGUCAUCUCCGACAAAGAAGUCUCUGAGAUCGCCCAGGACGAGAAGGCCUUGACUGGCAACCCUGUCCCUGCUGCUGGUGUUCUUGCAGGUACCUCGAUCUUCUACGAUUUGACCUUCCGGCCUUCAUCUAACCCAUUCUUUACAGCUACCGCCCAAAGCCUUCGUGACAAGCAGCAGAACUUCUCCACCGAGGAGGCUGAGAUCGAGAAGAAGCCACAGUCGGACAUCACCAAGGACGACGCCAAGGACAUUCAGUCAGCCGAGUCCAUUGCCAACAAGAACGAGAAGCCUCUUCAGUCAGAGGUCAAGGAUAGCGUUGAGAAAUACAAACUCUCUGCACCUUAUCUAGACAAGGCAUUCAUACUCAUGGUUUACACCGUGAAACGGUUCCGCUAA
This is a messenger RNA of Colletotrichum spaethianum, 444 nucleotides long. RefSeq lists its product as uncharacterized. Lineage: Eukaryota; Fungi; Ascomycota; Sordariomycetes; Glomerellales; Glomerellaceae. The coding region runs from base 1 to 444 and encodes 147 amino acids. The transcript has 2 exons. The record is from RefSeq and is a predicted model, not a curated record.